CACACAUUGUUCUCUCUCGGUCUCAGACAUGGCUGAGGUGAUCAAGCUACAUGGAGCAUGGCCUAGUCCAUUUAGUUGCAGGGUGAUAUGGGCAUUGAAGCUGAAAGGCAUCCCAUAUGAGAACAUAGAGGAAGAUCUUCCGUACCGAAAAAGUCCUGAACUUCUCAAAUACAAUCCAGUCCACAAGAAGAUCCCAGUGCUCGUUCAUGGAGUGAAGCCAAUCUGUGAGUCCAUGAUCAUCAUCGAAUACAUAGAAGAAACAUGGCCAGAAACACCCUUACUGCCCGCUGACCCUUAUGACAGAGCCAUAGCUCGGUUCUGGGUUAAAUUCGCUGACGAUAUGGGUCCUUCAAUUUGGAUGGUCUUCAGAACCACCGGCGAAGAGCAAGAGAAGUUCAAGAAAGAGAGCUUAGAGAUGCUGAAAACCAUUGAGGAGCACGCGGGUACUCUGGGAAAGAAGAAGUUUUUUGGAGGAGACAACAUUGGAAUAGUGGACAUAGCCUUCGGAGGGAUUGCUCAUUGGUUUGGAGUCAUUGAAGACGUGGUUGGUGUGAAGUUGUUUGAAGCCCAAGUAUUUCCCCGCUUGCAUGCAUGGACUGAGAACUUCAAACAAGUGCCUGCAAUCAAAGAUAACCUUCCUGAUCGUGAUAAAUUAGUGGUUUUCUAUAAGCAGAUGAGGGAAAACUUGUUGGCAUCUUCGUGACGCUUGCAUGGAGUUCUGCCAGUGCUUCAACUUGUUUUGGUUGCUUCUUGGUAUUUUAGUGAUAAUCGUGAGAUGCAGUGGUUUAUAAAGAUAGGAGGAUUUGUUUGUAUUCCUAGUUUAUGUUAUCUUCAACUUAGUGAUUCAAAUUGCCUUUUAAGCACAAGCUUUAUCAAACACGUUGAAUCUGAAUUAAUUAUUAUUUCUGACAUGUUAAACCCAUGAACUAAUUCACAGUAUACAAAGCCCAAAGAAGUCAGUAACUAGGAGAAAAACCCUAACCCCCUUUCACACA
Molecule: messenger RNA, 995 nt
Organism: Prunus persica (peach)
Lineage: Eukaryota; Viridiplantae; Streptophyta; Magnoliopsida; Rosales; Rosaceae
Product: probable glutathione S-transferase
Exons: 2
Coding region: 29-703 (224 amino acids)
Biological process (GO): glutathione metabolic process
Cellular component (GO): cytoplasm
Molecular function (GO): glutathione transferase activity
Source: RefSeq, a predicted model, not a curated record